Aureococcus anophagefferens is the source of this 1476-nucleotide messenger RNA. RefSeq lists its product as hypothetical. The record is from RefSeq and is a predicted model, not a curated record. Lineage: Eukaryota; Pelagophyceae; Pelagomonadales; Pelagomonadaceae. The annotation marks the transcript as partial. Gene Ontology annotation, molecular function: ATP hydrolysis activity; zinc ion binding; ATP binding. Gene Ontology annotation, cellular component: mitochondrion. Gene Ontology annotation, biological process: mitochondrion organization. The transcript has a single exon.
AAGGAGUACCGCGCGGCGCUCGCGCAGGCGACGCGGGAGGCGCGCCAGGCGCAGCGCGUCGAGGCGGAGCAGACGCGGGGCGUGCAGCGCCAGCACAUGGACCACCGCGCGCAGUACAAGGCGUCGCUCGCGCAGGAGACGCAGGCGCUCGCGGGCAGGCUCGACGAGGCGCUCAAGGACGGCGAGGAGGAGCGGCGCGCGGCGCACGAGGCGGCCCUCGAGAAGAUCCGCAAGGAGACGGCGGAGCUCGAGCAGGAGCUGCGCCGCGAGUCCGACGCCGCGUACCUCGCGGCGCGGUCCAAGGCGGACGCUAGGUCCGAGCGCGACCUGCAGGACCUGCGGCUGGAGGGCAUCAAGGAGCGGGCCAAGGUCGCCCGGGACACGACGCUGGAGGCCGUCAAGGCGACGUUCUCGUCGCUGGGCGCCGGCGCGACGGCGCUCCUCGGCGACGAGAAGCGGCUCGCGGCGCUCGCGGCCGUCGGCACCGCGGCGGCCGGCGGCGUCUUCGCCGCGCGCAAGUUCACCAAGGUCAUGGGCACCUACGUCGCGGCGCGGCUGCAGAAGCCGGCCCUCGUGCGCGAGACGUCGCGGGGCUUCGCCGUCGCGUCGUCGGCCUUUGGGGGCGGCCGCGCGGGCAAUUUGGCGUCGCGGCUCUCGGGCCUCGGCCGGCCCGCGCUCGAGAAGGGCGCGCUCAUGGCCGGCGCGCACUUCGAGGCCAAGCUGGAGGCGCGGCUCCUGCAGAUCGCCGAGUCGGCGGCGAUGACGCGGAAGCGCGGCGCCGUCUUCCGCCACUGCCUCUUCUACGGGCCGCCCGGCACGGGAAAGACGCUCUUCGCGAAGAAGCUCGCGGCGAACGCGGGCAUGGACUACGCCGUGGCCUCCGGCGGCGACGUGGCGCCCCUGGGCCGCGACGCCGUCACGGAGAUGCACAAGCUCUUCGACUGGGCGAAGACGUCGCCGCGGGGGCUCCUGCUGCUCAUCGACGAGGCGGACGCGUUCGUCCGGAAGCGGUCCAAGUUCAUGUCCGAGGACGCGCGCAACGCGCUCAACGCCUUCCUCUACCGCACGGGGUCGCCGAACGCCGACGUCAUGGUCGUCUUCGCGACGAACGCGCCCGAGCUCUUCGACCGCGCGAUCCACGACCGCGUCGACGAGACGGUCUUCUUCGACCUGCCGGGCGAGGCGGAGCGCCUCAAGAUCCUCAAGGAGGCCGUCGAGGCCAUGGUCGCCGAGAAGCCGCCGGCGUCGUGGUGGCGACCGCCGCCGGCGACGGUCAAGCUGGACGAGGCCAUCGACGACGCGGCGAUCCGCGACGCGGCGGCGCGGACGGAGGGCCUGUCCGCGCGCGAGGUCGCGAAGCUCGCGCUCGCCUGGCAGGCGAACGCGCUCGCGAGCGAGGGCGCGCGGCUGACGCGGGACCUCUUCGAGGAGACCAUCGAGUCCCAGAAAGCCCAGACCAUGCUCAAGCGCGAGUGG